UACUAGUAGCAACUGGACCAAGCACUUCCAACUGACCGCCAUGACGUGAGCGAGCACAGCGGACGCUUUGGCCGAAUUCGGCUGCGAGUCCCGCUGACUCGUUCGAGAUGACGGUGGCAGCGGAUGUUCCGUGCACCAAGGUGGCCUCUUUGGUGUCCAACGAGGAUCGUGCCGAAUGCUUCGGGCGCGAGCCCAUCUUCUCGCUGUCCGAGGGUUCACCGGUCUGCGGCAUCAGGAAUGAGGUGGAUCAUCUGAGCCUUCGCACAGAUAGCCUUCAUUCCAUCGAUAACGACAGCGAGGAGGCCCCAGUCCCGGAUCCGCAGGAGACGCGCUGGAGGUGCUCGAGGUCCUUGGCCCUCCUUUGGCCUGCCUUCCCAAGGACAUCGAGAUCCAGGAGCUGAAUGCCUACCGCGCAGACUACCAGAACUUCCGCGCGGGCCACGCGUCCGGCGCGCGGGGGGAGAUGGCCUCCCUUUGUGCCUCCGUGCGCGAGCAGAGGCUCAUGGACACUUGCUCCGGGGAGGCAAGCGCUGGGACCUACUACAAGACCUUUGCCAAGCGCCGCCCCCGGCUCGUGCCGCUGAUCGGCCUGGACUUGGCCACCAGCAGUGCGGUGCGGUCUGCGGCCACCGCUGCCAGCGAGCACCUGGCGGAAAUGGCGCAGAUCCACUCCGCCAUCUCUGGGCGCGCGGAGACCUCCGAGGACAGCGGCCAGGAGCUGGUGGAGGUCACCAAGAAGGAGCGGAGCCGCAAGAGCUCCCAGGCCGACGCCAAGCCCACGCCCUGCUUCGCCAACGGAACCUUCGGAGCUUCGCGGGCGAGCAAAAGCCGCAGUCGGGGCCCGCAGCUGCGGCAAUGCAGCGCCCCGGGGCCGGACCAGGCCUUUUCUUUGCGGCAGUCCUGGACGACCCUCAUCCAAAAGGGCGCCGUGCCUACGACGGUGGCGGAAAACGACCUCGAAGAUCCAGGCGCUUUCCAGCGGAGCCCUCGCAGCAACACCUCCCUGGGCAUCGGCUUUCUUACGCACAUUGCGGUGUCCAUGGUGUGCUUGAUGCCAUUCCUGCAUACGCAGGCCACGCCUCACAGCUGCCUCCUCCUGCCCACGCUCUACAUGGGCUACGUGGUGGGCCUCUGGUUACGCUUUGGGCCCUGCGCCAAAUCUGAGCGAGUGCCUGUGGUCAUGACCAAGGUGUUGCGUAUGGAGCGCCUGGUCAGCGAGGGCUCACUCCCCGUGUGGUUUCCGCACCUCGCGGCGGCGGCGUACGUAGUGAUGGUUGGCAUGCUGGAGCUGGGACACCGCUUCCAGACAGUCAGCAAGAGCCAGCGGAUGCUGAGCGCCGGGCCUGUCCGGCACGACUACAACUGCUGGGGCACCGGACAGGAAGAUGUGGCGGACUGCAUCCUGGUCCGCCAUGCGGGGUGCACCAUGACGGUAUCCUUCUACACCUGCCUGAUAGUCAUGAAGGUCUGCAACCGCAAGGUGAAGGGCUCGGACCUGGUGGGUGAGCACGAGCGCUCGCUGCAGCAACUGUUCCCGCUGGAGGCGCCCUCGCUGCUGUCCUACGUGGAGAGAAGUGUCAAGUCCAACUCCACCUUCUGGAGAUCCCACCGCCACUACAAGGCGCAGUCGCUGAUCCUCUCACUAGCCUGGACCUUGAUGUCUUUCUAUGUCUACACGGAGCUUUUGCAGGGCGCCAAGACGAAGUCUGCGCAGGCGGUUUUUUGCACCGCUCUGGUCUUCACCUUCAUGUUGCAGUACACGCUGCUAAGGCACGUACUCCUGCGCGUGAUCGUGAUCCUGGAGGGUGUGAAGGCGCGGGCGGCGGCCAUGGCCUUUUGCGACGAGGAGGGUGUCCUGCCCUUUACUUCGGCGCACUCGGUCUACGUGUGGUUCUCGGUGCGACGCAACGUGCAGGCGCAGAAUGAGGUGGCCUACCAGAACGCCAGCCCCGUUUUCACCGCCAUGCUGAUCUGCGCGGCAGUGUGCUCCGGUUGGGUGAUCUCCCAGCUGCGGCAGCGCGGGAUGUCUGUCUUUGGCCUUACGAGCCGUGGGGGGGCCUCGCUCAUGGUUGUGGCGUCCGCCUUGGUGUCCUGCAUCUUCGUGGGGGUGUUCUUGCGAACCCUUCUAGAGAUCGGCAAGCUAGAGGACGCCCACGUGCGGCAGCUGCGCAUGGCGCAUUUGCGCCUGGAGCAUGCUAAGUGCCUGAAGAAAGCCUCUGCCAUGGAGACGGAGACUGGCGCAUUUGUGGAGCGUCGAAGAAGAGAGUCUCGCGCGAUUUGCCCACCGAGAGGGGGGACGAGCAUGACAUGGACGGUGCCAUGAUCAUGAUCGACAGAGUCAUCUCCCUCUUAGAGCAGAACGACGUGAAGCCUGCGAUCUUUGGAGUCGAGAUUGGCUCCAAAAGCUUCCAGGGUGUCUACGCUGCGCUCCUCGCGAACCUGUGGUAUCUCCUGGUUUGGGGCGUUCUCAUUCCAAUCAUCAACUACCAUGAUGAUUAGCUUUGCCGGAGACUCGAGAAACGACUCGCACACCUUUGUCAGGAAAGCUUAAGCUCUCGGCUGACUCAAAACGCCCCUUUUUAAAGCCCGAUGGCUUUCCUAUCGAGCAGGCGUCGCGCUUCUCCGGAACAGCGAAGCUGGGUUUAGCUU
This is a messenger RNA of Effrenium voratum, 2649 nucleotides long. Lineage: Eukaryota; Dinophyceae; Suessiales; Symbiodiniaceae. The record is from the annotation of a GenBank genome assembly.